Zea mays is the source of this 2430-nucleotide messenger RNA. RefSeq lists its product as uncharacterized. The record is from RefSeq and is a predicted model, not a curated record. NCBI's taxonomy places the organism in Eukaryota, Viridiplantae, Streptophyta, Magnoliopsida, Poales, Poaceae. The transcript has 10 exons. The coding region runs from base 370 to 2145 and encodes 591 amino acids.
UUUGGUAUAGGAGAGGAAUUGGAUUUUUCAGCACUGACCUCGUUGGACACAGCCUGAAUUCAGCCCAAACCCAAGUUCCACCACACGUUUCUUUACCCUAACCUUUUCGCUGCUCCAGCGAGGCAUACAGCCGCCGCCGUUUCUUCAUUCUUCCUUGCAGCGCCGACGCUCCAUCUUCCGCUCCCUCCCUUGCUCGCGCUCGGCACGUAGGCGACGGUGGCAGCGCUCAGCCUCGGGCUCUCAGCGACGGCGUCAGCGGCUUCCCCUCUCGCCAGUCGCCUCGUCCUCCGCACACCGGCCGGUGGCCCUGCCAGCAAAGAGGCAACGGAGAGGGUUUCCAGAACAGAGUAUACAGAGGGCAAGGCUGUUAUGAGCAACAAGGAGGAGAAAGAAUGCCAAAUGACCAAAGAAGAGAAGAGGCGGAAGAAGAGGGAGAAACAUAAGGACAUGGGUCAGAGCGGCGAUUAUGAGGGUAAGGCUGUUAUGAGCAACAAGGAGGAGAAAGACUGCCAAGUAACCGAAGAAGAGAAGAAACGGAAGAAGGGGAAGAAGCAUAAGGACAAGGGUCAGGGCAGCAAUUCUGAUAGCUCAUGUGCCAGGAACCAUAGCAUUGAGAUGGAGCAAGCUGAUGUGUCAGCCAAGAUGGCUGAAGACUCCUGCUUGGAGCAUGCAGAGGCUGUUACGAGCAAAAGCUCUGCGAAGAAACACAGGAAGAAAAAGAGGAAAGAUAAAGAGGUUGAAACUAUUGGCCAGAAGCAGAUACUCGAUGCUGAUGAAAAUGUUGGGUCAGAAGAUACGAAGAGGAACAGCAGAGAAAGGGAACAUGAUAGGAAGUCAAAGAAGCACAAACGAAAGCAUCAGGAUGACGAGACUGCCUCAAAUGGUUCUUCUGGUAAUCAAAUUGUUUUAGGGGAAGAUAAGAGGACGGAAAAAGAGUAUUUAGUUACCUUGGAUUUGGAAGAGGACAAUAAAUCUGAUAUGUCAAAGAUUGGGAAGAAGACAGAUAGCAAGAAGAAGAGGAGAAAAGAGAGAAAUGAUGGUGUUGACCUAAGACAAAAUACACUAGUUGGAGAGGGCAAGAAUGGUAAGAAUAACAAAGAGAAAAAAAUGUGUGAGGAUGAGAAUGGUGGCGGUGAAAGAGAGAAAGAAAACAUGGGAAAGCAGAAGGAUAAGUGUAGACGAGUGAGCUUCACUGAUCAUGUGGAGGUGUUUAAUAUAGGUGGUAGUGAUGAUGUAGAGGGUGAUGGGAGUGGUGAAACUGAACUUGUGCAUGGACGACGGUUUAGCCCUGAGGAAGAUGCAAAGCUAAUGGAAGCGAUAUUGAAAUAUGCAGAGUUGAAGCAAUUAGGAGAGAAAGGGUUACAGAUGAUUGGGGAAAGUAAUAAGCAUCCAGAGACCAGGGGUUGUUGGGCUGAAAUAGGAAAAGCAUUACCUCAUAGACCCAAGAAAGCCAAAUACGCGCGUGGAAAGGUUUUACUUCAAAGGAGUGCUGAACGUAAAUGGACCGCUGAGGAGUAUGAGAUAAUUCGACGGUUUGUUGAAAAGAACGGCCGAAAUUGGAAGGUAUUAGCAAAAGAACUUGGAAAGAGUGAAAUCCAUGUAAAAGAUACUUGGAGACGAAUAAAGUUCAAAAAUUUGAAAAGAGGGACUUGGAGUCAGGAUGAGUACCAAAACUUGUUUGAUUUGGUAAAUCUGGACAUGCGUGUGAAAGCCCAUCAAAACAUCAAUACUGGUCACCGUCAUAUAAGAGAUAACAUUUCUUGGGAGGCUAUCAGUGAAAAAUUAACCACUCGUAGAGCCGAAGAAUGCUGCACGAAAUGGUACGGGCAAUUGGCAUCGCCGCUGGUUAAACAAGGAAUCUGGGCAGAUACAGAUGACUACAUGUUAGUGGAAGCGCUUCAAAAUGUCGAUGCUGUUUGUGCUGAAGAUGUGGACUGGGAGAACCUUCUCGAGCACAGGUCUGGGGAGCUUUGCCGUCAUAGAUGGAACCAGAUGAUUCGCCUGAUGGGUGACCACAGAUAUAGGCCUUUCAUUGAGCAAGUGGAAGUGCUUGCAAGGCGGUACUGCCCAGAGAUGCUUGCGUACAGGAAACCAGUCGCAGGUGGAUCCUCGGCCGACGAACCUGCUGGAGCCUCUGACUUGUAAUAUGGGAUCUUUAGAAACGUUAGCAGCAUAUGGUUCUAGAGCUGCCAAGGGUGUCGUCAGCACUCUGAUCUCAACAAACUUUGGUAUUGUUGAGGGCUUAUGUAUCUUCUGGAUUUGAAAUCACGGAUGUUUUAUCGCCCAACUAAUCAUGAUUUGGGGCUCGAUUAGAGAACGACUAGGAAUCAGGCCGUCCAGUUAGAACUAAUAGUCUGAUUAAGUGUUGGAUGACUGUUGAAAAUGCAAUGUGAACUUAGCAGCUGUGCACUUGCACUUUUACCUUGGACU